This is a messenger RNA of Xenopus laevis (African clawed frog), 1319 nucleotides long. RefSeq names its product AP-5 complex subunit mu-1-like (gene ap5m1.S). The coding region runs from base 1 to 882 and encodes 293 amino acids. NCBI's taxonomy places the organism in Eukaryota, Metazoa, Chordata, Amphibia, Anura, Pipidae. The transcript is spliced from 11 exons. The record is from RefSeq and is a predicted model, not a curated record.
AUGGCGGAAGUAGCAGACUGGGGAAAAUGUGAGGGUCCCUAUCAUUGCUAUUUCCGAAUAACAUUGGUCCCGCGCUUGAGAACGUAUUGCUUUACACAGGAACGCACCACCAAUUGCAGGAUUGGUGAACUACAGUGCAAUUUGGAAGCAAUCACUCCCAGUGUAACAGUCGGCUUGAAUCUUCCUGCCAAUGGCUCCCCACUUCAAGAUAUCCUGGUCCAUCCCUGUGUGACCUCUGUUGACUCUUCCAUGCUAAUAUCAAGCAGUGUUGCUGUAACUGAUGAUUCUGCAUUCAAUGGACCUUACAAAUUUCCAUUCAUUCCUCCUUCAGAUGUGUUCCAGUUGCGUUAUUACUCAUCUCAGGUACCCGUACCACCAAUUCUUGGGUUCUAUCAGAUGACAGAAGAUGGCUCACAUGUUCACAUAUCUAUUAAACUGAAACUUCAUGAAAGCGUAAAGAAUGGAUUUGAAAAAAAAAAAAACAGUUAUUAUGAUAGGGGCCAAAUAAAGCACUUAGAGUAUAAAGUUAGCCACGGACAACUUGAACUAUCAAGGGAAAAGAGCCUUUUGGUAUGGGUAAUUGGUCAAAAAUUUCCCAAAUCACUUGAAAUUUCUUUGACUGAAACAGUGACCUUCAGUUCUGAGUCCCAUCCAAAUGAUCCUGCAGAUCCUAUAUGUGUUGGCGCCACAGCGUAUGUUGAACUUUCUUUUAGGGUUCCUGACUAUAGCCUCACUGGCUGUUAUGCGGACCAACAGACUAUGCAAGUGUUUUCAUCAGCAAAGACGAAAAUUGUUACGUCUAGAGAGCUGAUUUCUUCAGACUAUUACAUAUGGAACUCCAAAGCACCCGCACCAGUGACGAGCAGAUCUUUUUACUCAUGAUGCUCAAGUUCUCAUACUAACUGUAUGCCUUACAGUUUAUGAAAUUUCUAUCUACUUUUCACGUGUUAAAGGAUUGAUUUAAUGUGGAUUACACCGGUAAACCAUAAAGGAAAUGCUUCAGUUAAAAGGAUGAGCCUCUUUCAACGAUUCCUAUAGUGAGUCUCAAAGGUGCACCGUAUUUUUUUCAGCACUAGAUCAGGGCGGCCGUUAGAUGCGAAACCAUAGACCAAUUCAAUGUUCCUCUGAUGGAGUUCCGGAUUCAAUUAACUUUACUGGAGAGGAAACUGAAGCUGACCAGAACAAGGUUUUCUUCAUACUUGCCUGUAUGUCUUUGGGGUGUGAAAAGAAACCCAGAAGAAAACCAUGCAGCCAUGGAUAGCACAUGUAAAUUCCUGGUUGGGAUUGAACCUAGGCAGCUGCAAGGGAGCAAAAGAAUA